Molecule: messenger RNA, 1336 nt
Organism: Hibiscus syriacus
Lineage: Eukaryota; Viridiplantae; Streptophyta; Magnoliopsida; Malvales; Malvaceae
Product: GDSL esterase/lipase At3g26430-like
Exons: 4
Coding region: 70-1233 (387 amino acids)
Molecular function (GO): hydrolase activity, acting on ester bonds
Source: RefSeq, a predicted model, not a curated record
CAUUGAAUUGCAUAUUUAAAUCUCCCUCUCCAAUCGUUUUGUAGUUUUGGGCAACUCUUCUCCUACUCCAUGGCUUCUGAUCUAUCUUCCAUUUUUGUUAUCACCUUCUUCGCUAUCUCAUUUGUGAAUCAUACACCAAUUCACCUGGUGCUUGCAAAAAAGCCUUGUCAAUUUCCAGCAAUAUUCAACUUCGGCGACUCAAACUCCGAUACCGGCGGCUUGUCAGCCGCAUUCGGCCAAGCUCCUCCUCCUAAUGGACUCUCUUACUUUGGCGGCCCCGCUGGCCGCUAUUGCGAUGGUCGCCUCGUGAUCGACUUCAUAGCCGAGAGCCUUGGGUUACCCUAUCUAUGUGCAUUUCUCGACUCCGUGGGGACCAACUUUAGCCAUGGAGCUAACUUCGCCACCGCGGCAUCCACCGUUAGACCUCAAAACAUAACCUUGAAUCAAGGCGGUUUCAGCCCCAUCUCCUUAAACGUUCAAUUUUACGAGUUCAAUGAUUUUCACAAAAGGUCACAAGUUGUACGUAAAAGAGGUGGAGUUUUUGAAACCUUAAUGCCAAAGGAAGAACACUUCUCGAAUGCCUUGUACACCUUCGACAUCGGCCAAAAUGAUCUCACUGCCGGCUACUUCUCAAACAUGUCAACGGACGAAGUUAAAGCCUACGUUCCCGAUGUGCUUAAUCAGUUCCAGACUAUAAUUCAGUACAUAUAUAGCCAAGGAGGGAGAUACUUUUGGAUACACAACACAGGUCCUGUUGGGUGUCUGCCAUAUAUAAUGGACCGAAUCCCAGUCUUAGCAAGCCAAAUCGAUGGACACGGAUGCGCGUCUCCAUUCAACGACGUCGCCCAGUUCUUCAACCAGGGAUUGAAAAAGACUGUGGAACAGUUGCGCAAAGAUUUGGCCGAUGCAUCAAUCACCUAUGUCGAUGUUUACUCGUUGAAAUACUCACUGAUUAGCCAAGGAAGAAAGCAUGGGUUCAAACAAGCUCUUAGAGCAUGCUGCGGGCAUGGUGGGAAGUACAACUACAACAAGAACUUGGGGUGUGGAGCAAAGGUUAAUAAACAUGGGAAGGAAGUGUUGGUGGGAGCUGCUUGCAAAGAUCCUUGGACUUACGUUAACUGGGAUGGGAUUCACUUCACCGAAGCAGCUAAUAAGUACAUAUUUGAAGGUAUUGUUGAUGGUUCAUUUUCAGACCCUCCAACGCCAUUGAACAUGGCUUGUUACAGGAAUUAACUUCUUUUUUCGUUUUUUAUGGGUUCAGCAAGUUUCAAAGUCAUGCUUAAGUUGAAAUUUCUUUCUUUAUGAUUAUGGCUUAUAAAAUUUUAAAGUUGGUAUU